Rotaria sordida is the source of this 1092-nucleotide messenger RNA. NCBI's taxonomy places the organism in Eukaryota, Metazoa, Rotifera, Eurotatoria, Philodinida, Philodinidae. The record is from the annotation of a GenBank genome assembly.
AUGCUUGCUCAUGAUGAUGGUAAAUCUAGGCCACAACAAUAUCAAAGUUUUUUUAAUGGACCACAAAGUUUUUAUCAACAACAUCAAAUGACGAAUAUCGAUAGUCAAAAAUGGUAUUAUUCAUCAAAUCAAAAACCAUUAGCUUAUUCAUGGUAUUGGACAAAUCAAGAUGUACCAUCAUCAAAUUUUUAUAAAAAUACAUUACCUUCGAAACCAAUUGAUCCAUUAACAAAUGGAGUUUGUGGACGUAGUCAAGUAACGAAUAGAUUUGGACGUAUCAUGGGUGGACAAGAUGUUGUACCUCAUUCAUAUCCAUGGAUGGUUUCAUUAACAAAACGAUCUUUAAAUAAUUUGCAUCUAUGUGGUGGAGUUCUUAUUACAAGACGUCAUGUUCUUACAGCUGCACAUUGUAUAGAAGAUUUUGAUGGAAUUGAUGAUUUAAAUGUUAUAGCUGGUACUCAUUAUACUACUGACAAAAGAAAUCCAGCAUCCGUUAUAUCAAUAACUAUGCAUCCUCAAUAUGAUCCAGACACAUUUGCUAAUGAUGUUGCUAUUUUAACACUCCGUUCACCAUUACCUGAUAAUGAUCUACGUAUUAAUACAAUAUGUUUACCACCUGAUGAUAUUCCAGGUAAAAGUUAUCCACCUAUGAAGAUAGCCGGUGUUGCUAUUGGUUGGGGAUCAACUGCUUUUGGCGGUGACCCGUCAAUAACAUUGAAACAAGUUGUUUUACCGAUUCUUGAUCCAACAAAAUGGCCAUGCACUGUAUAUAUUAGUUAUCUUUCAGGACAAAUCUGUGCAGGACAACUUCAAGGUGGUUCUGAUACAUGCCAAGCUGAUUCAGGUGGUCCAUUAAUGAUAGAAAAUUCAGAUAAUCGUUGGGAAAUUGUUGGUAUAACAUCAUUCGGUAAAUCAUGUGGUAAACCAAAUACACCAGGGAUUUAUACACGUGUAGGUACUUAUAAUACUUUUAUUCGGUCAAUAAUUGGUGUCUCAAAUUAUAGUCCAUAUUAUUCGUCUUCUACUCAGUUAUAUUCUUUGAAUGGAUUUUCAUUCAGUUAUAUUUUAUUGAUAGUAUUUUUUUUAUUUUGA